AUGAGGAAGGAACAGAGUUCAGUCUCUCCUAGUGAUGAAGAAUUAUUGAAAGAACUCAGGACUGUAUCUUGGAUCGGUACAGCUGCUGGAGUCCCUGACGAGGAAGAAACCGGAGGAAAGGGACAGCUGUACAAGUCUUACAAUUUCAGACGCUGUAUGUAUGCUAUAUGUAAUCAACUUGGUAUAUGCAAUGAAAAUUUGUUCGUUAGUGAACGGGUUUGUGAAAAAUUAGGCCAAACGAAAAUAGAAAAUAAGCAUGUUGAAUUGAAUGUUGCCCUUCAUGCUUUCAUAAUUCUCGACGAAGAUGGAUUAAGAAUUUUAGAACGACAUCCCAUUCAUGUUAUUUCUUAUGCUUCAUCUGGCGCAGAGGAGAAUAUCAAAGGAAUAUUUUGUUUCGUCUCUCAUCUUCAAGAAUUUGGAAGACGAUGUUUGGUAUUUAUGGAACCUGAUAAAAAUGUUGACUUUAUUAUGGAAACUAUUCUUCAUAUAUUCAGAUUAAAUAAUAAAGAACAUGAAACCGAGGCAAGAGUAAUUUCAAAACCAUUCGAUAGUGCUUGUAAUCAGGUUUAUCCAGAUCAUUUGUACAUGAACAUAUGUAAUUUACCGGCAGCUAUGGGUCUUGAUAGACAACCAUGGUAUCACGGUGAAAUGGAGCGAGCUACUGCUGAAUCAAUGCUGCAUCUUGAAGGUGAUUUUUUGGUGCGGGCGAGCCCAAAUACUGUGAAUAAUUUUGUGCUAUCCGGCAUUGCAAAUUCAGUUGCAAAGCACUUUUUGUUACUAGAUGAAAAUGAUCAAAAAGUGCGUAAGCAGCGACAGGUGUUUGAGACUAUUGUCGAAUUGAUUGAAUACCAUCGGGGAGAGAAUGUACCAAUUAUCUCGGAAGGUAGUGAAUUGCAUUUGAUUCGUCCCAUAAUGAGAAGAGGUAACUUGUUUGCCUUGUUGAAUUACUCGAUGCUGUUGGGACGCUGUUUAAUUCUAGCACUCUUUAUGUUACUGACUGUACAUCCUUCAUAUUCUCUACACAUUCUCGAUACAAAUGUAUUGUGCGAUCAGCUGAUAAUAUUGUCUAAUUUGCAGAGCAAUUUUGUGUUCAGUGUUCGGUUUGAAGAGCCUUUCCAAGGCAUCAUUUACAGCGAGAAAAGCUUUCCUAAUUGCAUUUAUGUGAAUGCAUCAAUUUUAACCAAAUCAUACUACAGCAUAAAGAUACCUCUGGAUGCAUGUGAAACGAGCUAUAAUUCAGAUGGUAAUCUAGAAAAUAUAGUAGUUGUUCAAGAAAGUCCUCAUUACUUGACCGAAAAUGACAGAAAAUAUUUACUUACAUGUGUUCCAGCCUCCACCACUCCCAGGUAUAUCAUUAAUAAAAUUUUUAGCAUUUUAUCGGAAACAGUCAGUUUCGGUGGUAUCACCGUAAACAGCGAUGUAUUUACAACAAUUCAUGCUACAGGCAUUUCUGACUCACGAGUGCAAUACAAAGUUGAGUUGAAGAAAGUUGAUUCAGAUGGUAGUUUGCGUUCACUUGAUGGUCCCGUUCUUGUUGGUGAUGAAAUUGUCUACGUCAUACGAGUAAAUUCAGAAGCAGUAGAUACUAGAAUUGGUCAUUGCUGGGCACGUGAUGGUCAAUCGACAUUACAACUUUCAGACGAAGAUGGUUGCAGCGUUCAAGAUAGAAGUGAGGUUUGGAAUCAGUUUGAACGUCAGAAACAAGGCGAUGAGUUGAUUUUCAAAAAUCAGAUCAAAGCUUGGGCUUUUCCAACGAGCAAUGAAGUAAACAUAUUUUGCAAUCUGCAUACUUGCCGUGUUGCGUGCUUUCACGUUUCUUGCUCAGAACGGAGGUUCCGUCGGAACGUAACGGCUGUCGAAUAUGAAGAAAAUGGCAUGAUUAAGAUGAUAAAAGCUGGUUUAUUUGUCCAUUCUGGAGGAAAGAAAUGGAACAGAAGAAAGUUCGCCUUGUUUUUAUAUUCAUCAAAUCUUAUUUUCUGUUAAUG
This is a messenger RNA of Thelazia callipaeda (thelaziosis nematode), 1985 nucleotides long. NCBI's taxonomy places the organism in Eukaryota, Metazoa, Nematoda, Chromadorea, Rhabditida, Thelaziidae. The record is from the annotation of a GenBank genome assembly.